This is a messenger RNA of Dama dama (fallow deer), 1196 nucleotides long. It is a transcript of the gene TRIM54, whose product is annotated as tripartite motif containing 54. The coding region runs from base 1 to 1101 and encodes 366 amino acids. Lineage: Eukaryota; Metazoa; Chordata; Mammalia; Artiodactyla; Cervidae. The transcript has 9 exons. The record is from RefSeq and is a predicted model, not a curated record. Gene Ontology annotation, molecular function: zinc ion binding.
AUGAACUUCACGGUGGGUUUCAAGCCGCUGCUAGGGGAUGCACACAGCAUGGACAACCUGGAGAAGCAGCUUAUUUGCCCCAUCUGCCUGGAGAUGUUCUCCAAACCGGUGGUGAUCCUACCCUGCCAGCACAACCUGUGCCGCAAGUGCGCCAACGAUGUCUUCCAGGCCUCGAACCCUCUGUGGCAGUCCCGGAGCUCCACCACUGUGUCUUCAGGGGGCCGUUUCCGCUGCCCAUCUUGCAGGCACGAGGUGGUCCUGGACCGACAUGGCGUCUACGGCCUGCAGCGGAACCUGCUCGUGGAGAACAUUAUCGACAUUUACAAGCAGGAGUCCUCCCGUCCACUGCAUUCCAAGGCUGAGCAGCACCUCAUGUGCGAGGAGCAUGAAGACGAGAAGAUCAAUAUCUACUGUCUGAGCUGUGAAGUGCCCACCUGCUCUCUCUGCAAGGUCUUUGGUGCCCACAAGGACUGUGAGGUGGCCCCACUGCCCACCAUUUACAAACGCCAGAAGAGUGAGCUCAGCGAUGGCAUCGCGAUGCUGGUGGCCGGCAAUGACCGUGUGCAAGCAGUGAUCACACAGAUGGAGGAGGUGUGCCAGACCAUUGAGGAAAACAGCCGGAGGCAGAAGCAGUUGCUGAACCAGAGGUUUGAGGGCCUCUGUGCGGUGCUGGAGGAGCGGAAGGGUGAGCUGCUGCAGGCGCUGGCCAAGGAGCAGGAGGAGAAGCUGCAGCGAGUCAGGGGCCUCAUCCGCCAGUAUGGAGACCACCUGGAGGCCUCCUCUAAGCUGGUGGAGUCUGCCAUCCAGUCCAUGGAGGAGCCGCAAAUGGCGCUAUACCUGCAGCAGGCCAAGGAGUUGAUCAAUAAGGUCGGGACGAUGUCGAAGGUGGAGCUGGCCGGCCGGCCAGAGCCGGGCUAUGAAAGAAUGGAUCAAUUCACCGUGAGCGUGGAGCAUGUGGCCGAAAUGCUGAGGACCAUCGACUUCCAGCCAGGCACUUCUGGGGAGGAAGAAGAUGAGGAGGUCGCGGUGGAAGGGGAAGAGGGCCACGUAGGACCAGAGGAAGAGCGGACGGAUGGGCGGGAAAGCACAGGCCAGCACUGACUCGCUCCUGUUGCGGAUCCUGCGCACCCGGGUCCUGGCGCUCGGAUGGUAAACGACCUGAGCAGAGACCACCGCGCCACCCAGCCCGGCGCCCC